GCAGCUUCCCCCUGGGUCCGACUCUGACGUGGUUCGGGCGGAGAUAGGAUAAAUGCCAGUCUAUCGAUAACGUUUGUGAAAAAGAGUGAAAGUAAUAAUACUCAUCAUGGAAACGUUGUUUAACUGCAUUGUUAUAGACGACCUCAAAUAUUAAUUUCUAUAUACAUGACAUAGGAUCCAAUAUUACUAUCUCCAGUUUCAAAUAGUAAGCUACUAACAUCCUAUGGAAAUAUAUAUGCUUUUUAUUCUAAAAGCUGACACCAUUUUGAGUAUGACUUCUGCUUGUUGCGGUAGCACCGCCGGAGUGCCGUGGGCGGAGCUGACAGGAAACCGGCGGAAGCCGGUAGAUUAAUUAAGCGCACCGAGAAGCCUGUUGAUGUCACACGUUGCGGAUUUUUCGCGGGAUUUGAGGACCUGCUGCGCCGUUCCGGUGAAGACUGAGAGACAUGCCUCCAAGGAAAAAGGCCAGAACCAGUGAAACAACUGCAAGCUCAGGCGGAGAAGCGGCACCCAAGAGGAGAAAAGUCUCAGUUGGAAAGGAUGGCUCCAAUUCUGCGGGCUCUCCGGAGCACAGCCACUGGCUGAUGAAGUCUGAGCCCGAGAGCCGCUCCGAGAACGGCAUCGACAUGAAGUUUGGCAUAGAGGAUCUGAAGGCUUUGCCCAAUCAGACCAGCUGCUGGGACGGCGUCCGCAAUUAUCAGGCUCGCAACUUCAUGAGGCAGAUGAAGGAGGGGCAGCUGGCCUUCUUCUACCACAGCAACUGCAAGGAUCCGGGGAUCGCGGGGCUCAUGAGGAUUGUGAAGGAAGCUUACGUGGACCACACUCAGUUUGACAAGAAAGACGUCCAUUACGACGCGGGCAGCAAGCCGGACAACCCCAAGUGGAGCAUGGUACCAACACGAGGCCACACACCCGGGCUCGUACCGGUAGAUGUUCAGUACCAGAGAAUGCUGAAGCGUUUCCUCCCCCUGUCCGAGCUGAAGAAGCACCACCUGCAGCACCGCGCCGGCGGGGGGCCUCUGAGGGACAUGGCACUCUUCACCAGGGCCCGGCUCUCCGUCCAGCCCCUGACCCCCGAGGAGUUUGACUUCAUCCUGAGUCUGGAGGACCAAGAGCCUUUGUGAGGAUUGUCUCCAUUCUGUGUUGAGUAAAUGUCACUGUUGUAUUCUUUUGCUAUAAUGAUAUUAAAUGUGUUCUGAGUGGCUCAGACUUCAUAUCUAAGAUUCAUUUUGCCAUAAAAAAAGAACCAACUCCUGUUAUGAUGUAAGGCAUAAGCAGAUGUUUGCGGUUCUUUAUCCAGUAAAGAUGUCUCACUUGCAUCCCAAAAAAAGACAAAAAUCCCAGUAUGCUGUCGUUGGUGAGUUAGUAGUGACGUCACUCUGAACAUCACAAGUUAUAUUUUACUUUAUUUGACUCAGAAAAAAUCUGUGGAAUCAC
Menidia menidia (Atlantic silverside) is the source of this 1437-nucleotide messenger RNA. The record is from the annotation of a GenBank genome assembly. Lineage: Eukaryota; Metazoa; Chordata; Actinopteri; Atheriniformes; Atherinopsidae.